Caenorhabditis remanei is the source of this 936-nucleotide messenger RNA. RefSeq lists its product as uncharacterized. The transcript has 2 exons. NCBI's taxonomy places the organism in Eukaryota, Metazoa, Nematoda, Chromadorea, Rhabditida, Rhabditidae. The record is from RefSeq and is a predicted model, not a curated record. Bases 1 to 936 code for a protein of 311 amino acids. Gene Ontology annotation, molecular function: protein binding. Gene Ontology annotation, biological process: embryo development.
AUGAACCCUAUAAGAUUAUUCAACUUCCCAUAUGUUGUCCAAAGAGAAAUAAUGGACUCAAUGGAUCUUCACACUAUAUUUCUUCUUUCCAUCUGCUCCAAAAGGAUGAACAAUUUGAUUGUAUCAGUGGAGAAGGCUAGAUUCAAUAAAAUCAAAUAUAUUCUGUACAAGUUGACUAAUUUUGUUUCGAUUGAAGCUGUCAAUUAUGAUCAUACUUCUGAAGUAAUUUUAACAAUGGACACGACGCAUUGUAACUUGAUGAAUAAAAAAAAGAAACUCUACAUUUCGGAUACUCUUAUUGAAUCCAAAUGGUAUACUGCAAGAAGGACUAAGACUGCUUUUGCCGAUGAAGUAUUCGAAUCAGUUCAAAGACAUAGCUAUGGAUUGUUCGGGGACAAUAAAGAAUGCAAACUGGACAUUAAUAUAUAUGCUUAUGGAUUCAGACUACCAAAACUGAAAAAUGUUAGUGGAAGUAAUAUACAUAUAGUUCCAUCUGUUGACGGAAAAACUCUAAAUGAUUACUUCUCUGCCUCUCCUAAUCAAGAUUUCAUUAAUUUGUCUGGAGUAAAACCAUGUAAAUUGAAAGGGAAUUCUAAGUUAUAUGAUAUAAAUUGCAUAUAUACUUUUGAUGACAAAUCAAAACUUGUGCCUAAUUUAUUACGGAAGUUUGGUGGGAGACAUGCAUUUAUUAGAACAUCAAAACUCGAUCACCGUGAUGUGAUUCAAUUUUUGAAAAAGUGGAAAUCGAAUGAGUCAUUUGAGAAAUUAGAGAUCUUGCAAGUAACCUUACGAGAUAACUCUGAUUCUGAGCCUAUGAAUCCAGUUGAAAUCAAAAAUGCAAUUGACAUCAAGAUGUUGAGCGAAUCCGUCAAUUCACCAGUUUACAACUGCAAAACAAGGCUAGUUCUCAGCAUUUUUCGCACCAACCCAUUGUGA